This is a messenger RNA of Hippoglossus stenolepis (Pacific halibut), 773 nucleotides long. Its product is annotated as putative mediator of RNA polymerase II transcription subunit 26. The annotation marks the transcript as partial. The transcript is spliced from 3 exons. Lineage: Eukaryota; Metazoa; Chordata; Actinopteri; Pleuronectiformes; Pleuronectidae. The record is from RefSeq and is a predicted model, not a curated record.
GUGACGGAAGGCUGUCGAAACUUCACAGCGUGACACCCAGCGGAAGUAGAUGAUCAAAGCGCAGCAGCGUAAGCGGCGCUAGCAGCGUUAGCUCCAUGGAUGUUAGCAGUUAGCUGGGAGUCGUUGGUGCGAUCGUGUCGCAGGUUUACGUUCAAGUUGUCCACGACGCAGCGAUGUCUUCGGAGGAAGAGGACGAUCGUCAGCGCAGACUGCUGGGCAUCGUCAUGAAAGCUGAAAUAAAGCUUCACAGGAUCGAGCUCCCACAGCAGCAUGUCUGUAAGGAGGAGGAGGUUCUCACUGACCAGCAGCUCUGUCACCAGGAGAGGAACUCCAGUCUGGACCAAGAGGAACAGAAACCUCCACAGAUUAAAGAGGAACAGGAGGAAAUGUGCACCAGUCAGGAGGGAGAGCAGCUCGUACUGAAGCAGGAGACUGAAACCUUCAUGUUGACUCCUCAUUGUGAAGAAAGUGACCACAGAGAACCAGACGGUGAGCACCAGCUCCUCUCUCACAACUCUCCUGUAGCUGAGAGCCAAGAUCAGAACAAAAGAAAACAUAUGGAUUCAGGAUCAACAGGAAAUGAAGAACCAAACCCACAGAAGAGUUUUCAUGAAAACAGGAGUCACAGUAACAAUGUGGACAACUCUCCCAUGUCAGAGAUUAACUCUAAUACUCAAACAGAGCUCCCACAGCAGCAUGUCUGUAAGGAGGAGGAGGUUCUCACUGACCAGCAGCUCUGUCUCCAGGAGAGGAACUCCAGUCUGGACCAAGAG